Molecule: messenger RNA, 684 nt
Organism: Rodentolepis nana
Lineage: Eukaryota; Metazoa; Platyhelminthes; Cestoda; Cyclophyllidea; Hymenolepididae
Source: the annotation of a GenBank genome assembly
AUGGCAGCCACAUUUAAAUCACGCCUAGAACCUGACUUAUCAGACCCCGGCGUAUCGCAAAGUCCUGAUCAUCAUCAUUACAUGAAUGGGUAUCCUUGCAUCAAAACAAAUGGAUCUUUGGUUCGCUCCUUCUCGACUGAGGAAAGCGAAAUAUCUGGAUUAAAUGGAGGACAUACUAUUGAUCGAGAUAUUGAUUUCGACGACUGUUCACCUUCUCUCAAGGAUGUUGAGAUUCUACUUAGAGGAUAUUCUCAAUCUCCCUUUGAACAUGAGGAAGAACAUGGACAAGAUAUAGAUGAUGAUGACGACUUUGCAGAAAAUGGCUCCUCCCCCAUUCUCCUAUCUGAAUGUCCCGAAUUUCAGGCUUAUCUCCAACCAUUUGAGACUUCAAAUGUUAACAAUGAUAUUGAUGAAGACGAAAUUGUAUUUGGAUUUAAGUCUCACCGUAAUGGCAAUUCAUCGAAAGACAAGAGAGAAGAUGAAGACGCUUUAUGGGAACUUAUUGAGGCCGAGACUGAAGCCUUAUGCUUAUCUGAAGAAGGAUUAGUUCGUUUACAGAGCCAUAACGCCCCCCAAUCUCCAGGAAAGUUCCCAUUAAAGGUAAUACCAUUUGUGAAUAUAUUUGCUUCUUUUGCAUUGCUACGAAAAUGUCCCAUGAACUUUGUUGAUAAGACUCCCACUUAG